CUCCCUCUCACGUAGACACAGUUCAGCUCCAGCCGCCCAGCACAGCUUGCUGCAGCUCUGGCAGCCAGAGGCAGGCUCUGCAGUGGAGAAGUGGGGCCGUCCCACUGAACUGGUACUUGUUAGAGGAUGAGCUGCACCAGGCUGGGUCUCUCUCUCCUGCUGCUGGCUGCCCUGGGCUGGACUGAGGACGAGCAUGGCUCAGAGCACUCUUCUCACCCCAAAAAGAAAGGUCCUAACCACGGUCACUGGAGCUAUGCAGAUAAGGCCCAGUGGCAGUUGGAGUCCCCCUACUGCGGUGGGCAGAUGCAGUCUCCCAUCAAUAUUGACACCAAUUCCACAAUCUUCAGCCCUGAGCUGCAGCCUGUUGUGCUGGCAGGUUGCAACCUGGACCCCAGUGAGCAGCUCAGCCUAACGAACAACGGACACACAGUUGUCCUUCAGCUCCCAGGCUCUCUGACUAUUGCCAGCGGCUACCCCCAGGAGUACAGAGCAACGCAGCUGCACCUGCACUGGGGCUCCCCGGAAGGGCCGGGCUCAGAACACACCGUGGACGGACGCCGCUAUGAUGGGGAGAUCCAUAUGGUUUAUUACAACCCCAGCUAUGAGAGCAUCAAAGAGGCAAUGAGGCAGCCCGGUGGCCUAGCAGUGCUGGCAGCUUUCCUGCAGGUUGGGCCGGAGGACAACGUGCACUAUCAGCCUCUGCUUGAGCAGCUGGAUGAGAUCCAAAAGGAAGGCAAGGAAACGGCAGUGGCUGGGUUCAAUAUUGAAGGGUUGCUGCCCGCCAACCUAGGCCGCUAUUACCGCUACAGCGGCUCUCUGACCACCCCUCCCUGCUACCAGACGGUGAACUGGACUGUCUUCAACCAGACGGUGUUGCUGUCCAAGGAGCAGAUCUCGCUGCUGGAGACCACGCUACAGGGAGACGAUGACAAGGAUCUGCAGAACAACUUCCGGCUAACCCAGAGCCUGCACGGACGGAAAGUCCUGGCGAGUUUCCAGGCAGCCCUCAGCCCGAGGCGGGUCCCGCUUCCUGACGGCGGAGUUCCCCCCAUGACGCCCGCCCCUGACAGUGCCACAGAGGGAAGCACGGACGAAGCUCCCGGAGCAGGUGCUGGCUGCCCACCAUGCGCAGAUUCAGAAAACCAGCUGGGCCUCUCCCUGCAGACAGCGGACGUGCUGGCCGGUCUCUUUGGGGUUCUCUUUGCAGUCACGGCUCUGGCCUUCCUCAUCUACAUCCACAAACAGCGGAGUCAGAACACAAGGCCGGACUCUCACCCCAAGCCCAACGUCAUCUACACAGCAGCCACCACAGACGAGAACGCGGUGUAGGCACUGCCCCUGCUGCCCAGCGAGGGCCUCUGGCACAUGGAACGGAGACCAGCACACGCUCCCUUGGGCUCUGCUGGCUGGACCCUGCCACCCACGGCCAGCCAAGCACGCCCUCCCUCCCCACCAAGGGGCCAGAGCAGCAGGGGCCCCUCCUCUGGGGCCUUCACGCCUUGAGGCCCGGUUACCUGCACUGAGGCUCAGCAGAGACUGAGGGGAAAAACUCUGCCCCUUUCAGAGAUACUUUUUUUAAAGAUACAAUAAAAUAAAUGAAAUAGAAA
Messenger RNA from Chelonia mydas (Green sea turtle), 1607 nucleotides. RefSeq names its product carbonic anhydrase 9 (gene CA9). Gene Ontology annotation, cellular component: plasma membrane. Bases 127 to 1329 code for a protein of 400 amino acids. The transcript has 13 exons. Gene Ontology annotation, molecular function: zinc ion binding; carbonate dehydratase activity. NCBI's taxonomy places the organism in Eukaryota, Metazoa, Chordata, Testudines, Cheloniidae. The record is from RefSeq and is a predicted model, not a curated record.